CUGGCCGGAAGUGGCGCGCUUGCUUGCUUGGGCGAGCUUGAUCUGGCCCUGCGCCGUGCUCUCCGAGCUGCUGUCCUGCUUUCCGGUCGGGUUGGUGGGGCAUGGAGCGGGUGAGCGGCGGCUGUGAUCGCCGCGGCUCCUCCUCUGCAGACCCACGAAGCACCUUCGUGUUGAGUAACCUAGCGGAGGUGGUGGAGCGUGUCCUCACUUUCCUGCCCGCCAAGGCGUUGCUGCGGGUGGCCGGUGUGUGUCGCUUAUGGAGGGAGUGUGUGCGCAGAGUGUUGCGGACCCAUCAGAGUGUGACCUGGAUCUCCACGGGCUCAGGGGAUGCUGGCCUCCUGGAGGAGCAUUGCUUGGUCCGCGUGGUAACCGAAGAGCUUGAGAAUGUCCAUAUCUUACCACGGACAGUUCUUUACAUGGCUGAUUCAGAAACUUUUAUCAGUCUGGAGGAGUGUCGCGGCCAUAAAAGAGCCAGGAAAAGAACUACUAUGGAAGCAGCAUUUGCCCUUGAGAAGCUCUUCCCAAAACAAUGCCAAAUCCUUGGGAUUGUGACCCCAGGAAUUGUAGUGACACCAAUGGGAUCAAGUAGCAGUCGACCUCAGGAAAUAGAAAUUGGAGAAUCUGGUUUUGCUCUCUUAUUCCCUCAAAUUGAAGGAAUAAAAAUACAACCCUUUCAUUUUAUUAAGGAUCCAAAGAAACUAACACUAGAAAGGCAACAGCUCACUGAAGUAGGUCUUUUAGAUAACCCUGAGCUUCGUGUGGUCCUUGUGUUUGGCUAUAACUGCUGUAAGGCAGGAGCCAGUAAUUAUCUGCAGCGAGUAGUCAGCACUUUCAGUGAUAUGAAUGUCAUCUUGGCUGGAGGCCAGGUGGACAACCUGGCAUCGCUGACCUCUGAAAAGAACCCUCUGGAUAUUGAUGCCACUGGUGUGGUGGGACUGUCAUUUAGUGGACACCGAAUCCAGAGUGCCACAGUGCUUCUCAACGAGGAUGUCAAUGACGAGAAGACUGCUGAGGCUGCGAUGCAGCGGCUCAAAGCAGCCAACAUUCCAGAGCAGAACACCAUUGGCUUCAUGUUUGCGUGUGUUGGUAGGGGCUUUCAAUACUACAGAGCCAAGGGGAAUGUGGAGGCUGAUGCAUUUAGAAAGUUUUUUCCUAGGGUUCCUUUAUUUGGCUUCUUUGGAAAUGGAGAAAUUGGAUGUGAUCGCAUAGUCACUGGAAACUUUAUACUGAAGAAGUGUAACAAGGUAAAGGACGAUGACCUCUUUCACAGCUACACAACAAUAAUGGCUCUCAUUCAUCUUGGGUCAUCUAAAUAAAGCUACUUCUACAGUGGCUUUCACAAUAUAUAACUUCCGGCUUCUGCUUUUUCUAGACAAUGGAAACUUGGUGUAUGUGUACUUCAUACAAAAAAAAAAAAAAAAAAUUAUAUGCAUCUGUUUUGUAGCUUUGACACUCUAAAGACCACUUGGUAGUUUUUAAAAUAUUAGAUGGACAACUUCGUACAUAAGGUAAUGCAGACCGUGAGUUGAGAGCUUUUGCAUCAGGCACAAGCAAACCAGUUAUGGCUCUGUUGCACCAGACUGUGGAGUGUAGCUGCUGUGCAGCAGGACUGUACGGUCUUCUGCACAGGUGGACAGAAAGAGGGUUCAUCAACAGGAAGGAGAUUCAAGACAUUCCAUGACUACCUCUGCAACGUUAGGUGAUCUUUCGGCAGAAUCACGAAGAUGUUUUUCUCCCUUAGUAAAGGAGGAAACAUACAGAGGGCUUGACAAAUCUUUCUCUGUUUUACAAUUAUAUCAUUUUUUUUCAGAAGCUGUAACAAAAUUAUGGCUGACUUUUUACAUAUUUGAUAAAUAUUAAAGAACUAUUUUUGUUUUCGUAUGCUAAAUUAAAGUAGCUUAGACAGAUAAACUGCCAAGACUAACUAAUCAGUAUUUUAUUACAUUAUAAGGACAACAUUUUUUCCUUUUCCCUCACUAAAGAAAUUGCAAGGGAAAAUUUAACCUAGUCUGAUGUCGCUAAUUGGCAGAUCACCCAAUUACAUCAUCUUAUUUUGGUUUUAUACCGAUAAAACAGACCUUGGAAACUCAUUCAGAUAGUUCUGUACGUCAUUGCUUUGGGUGAGUGAAUGAUGUAAACUGAUCCUUCAGAAAAGCAAACCCAGAAUAAUGGUAUUUGUCAGCCAGCAAGAGCUGGCAUAAUUCUAGUAAAAAUUUCUAUAUAUGCAAAUACUGAAAUAAAAUAAGUGCAGAGAAUACCCAUUUUCCCCCAAUAUCCAUUCUUUCCUUUUUACAUAGUUAGAAAGCCUUUGAUUGAAAAAUCAAAUGGUGCUAGUCACCUGCACACCACACUAAAGACAGCUGCAUUUCCUGGUCUCCAUUGCACGUAUGACUGUCCUGGUCAGUGAAAUGUUAGGGCAGCGAUACUGGGUCCAUUAGAAUACGGUGUGACUGUUUUCCUGCCCUUUUUGGAUCCUGUUGCCUAGAAGUGGAUGUGACAGUGAGCCAUCUCAGACGCUAAGAAGAAGCAAUGCUGUAUCUGGAAGAACCACACAGAAGGAUCCUGGUCACCACAUAGUCCUGUUGAAGUGCUGCCCUAACUAACUUGGACUGUUUUACGAGACAGAAGUUAACAUCAGUCUUGCCUAAGCCACUUGCUUUUCCCAGGUCUUUGUAACAGGAUGUCUGUGUCGGCACAUUCUAUCUAACACAGCAGGACGGAGGGUGUGGCACUUGGUAACAGUGAUUCUAAUGGGACAGUAGAAAGCUUGCAAAGUAAGUGAAAUCAAAUAUAUUAACACUGCUGCUUUUCUUUUUAAUCCUUUUUUAAAGCCCAUUUUUGCUCCAAAGUAUUUUUUCUUCCUGUUAUAUAAAUGAUAAAAAUACUUAAAAGUUUCCUUAAUUUAUGGUUAUUCUCAAUCUUAGUCACUAAAGAAAGCCCAAAGAAAACUGUGUCACAGAACUUUUAAUCUUUGAAUAUUAAUAUUUAGUCAUUUUAAUUUAGCUAUUAACUCCUCUAUUAUUUGACAUUCAUACCCAUUAUCAAGUAGCUAAUACCUCAAAAUUUCAGUCCUUGGUUAUGCUUAUAUAGCAUGUAAGGAAAAUGCUUUGUAAAUUUUCUUUGUCCUCGAUAUUAACCAGAUUUGGUUGAACUGUAGAGGGAAGAGGAUGUUGAAACCUAGAAAUAUGAACAAAAUGAGCCUCAGAGUUGAAAUAAUUCUUUUUUUCAAAUUAAUACUCAUAUAAAAUGUUUUGUUACUUUUCAAUGGAGAGUCAGCUACAGGGUCAUUUCAUAUAAUAUUUGGAGUUAAUAUAGGGCUCCUUUUCAUGGCUGAGACUUUGGAGCUUGUUAUGAACAAUAAAUUCAUUUGGCCACAAAAUUGUAACUUUGGUGCAGAAUAGGAAGGGGAGAAGUUGACCCACUAGAAGGAGUAGUACUGAGAACCAGUCAGUUACUACUCGUGCCUCCCCUAGGCCUUCACAGUCCAUGGAAGGAGUACGGUAAUUUAACCAAAGUUAAAAAUAAUUUAUUACAGUUUUGAAAGGCUUGUCUUAAAGCAUCAAAGGAAAAAUUACUGUUUCACCUAGAAAAAUACUAAAUUCCUAGGAAUGGUAACUGUUUUAGUCAUUUAUGAAACUGAAAAAUGAUCAUGUAGAAAAAAUUGACAUGAGCACAAAAAAUAAAGAUGUACCCUUAGUGUCUGAACUGCCUCCUGUCAAGUGAUACGACUGAUAGGAUACUUUAUUUAAUCAAGAUGUUUAAAAAUAUUUAUUUCCUUUAUGUGCUUUCAAAGCAGCUACAGUUUUCCUGGUUAAAGUCUGCUUCAAGGAAUAAACUCCUUGAAAAAACAAUUAGCAAUGUAAGGAAGAGGAGGGAAGCUGGGGAGUAGGACCUCAGAACAGACACCCUACAGGUUGAUGUAAUUAAUAACCUGUGACCUAGACUGAUGAAGGGCCAUGUCACUAUUUUCUCAACUUUGUUUAAACUUGGAGCAUUGAUAAAUAUACCAAUUUUUCAACUUAGUAAGAGAUGCCAGAUAGCAAAAGUUUUGCCACUAAUUUAUACUGUAAAUUUAACACAAUGAACAUGCAAAGAAUGUAAAAUAAACUUUUAUAAAUCAGAAUUUCCUAUGCAUUCUGCAGAAAUUUUUGAGAAAAAAAUCUACUUUUGUCAUUUUGUGCCCAGUCUAACCCAUAUUAGACUAGGCACAUCAUCAUAAAUUCAGUUUUAAUGGAAACAGAAGACUCUACAUCCUUUUCACUUGAAAUUGAUAUUUUAAGUAACUGACAUGGUUUUCAUUUGUAGAAACAGUAUGAGUUAAUAACAUUCAUGAAUUAAUGAAUCCUAAGAUUUCAAAACAUAGUAAACAUUAGUAAUAACAUCCUUGUUAAAUGAACUAAUACCUAUACUACAUAAGGAAUUUUACCAGAAAGUUAUUUUAAUAUUCAUGCCAUGUAGAGAAAAAUAGUGAAAUACUUGCAAGACAUGUUUUUAUUUCAUAUCUGCCCUAUGCCACAGUGGGGACAGGAUAGAAGAAUAUAUGCUACUUGUAGAAAACAUUGGCAGAAGCCAGUAAACUUCAUUGAAUGUUUUGGUACUAAGAGUAUAUGGAGCAUUUCGUUUCAUAAACAGUAUCUAUAAAAGUUACUGUUCUCUAGUGAUGGUCAUCAUCACAGCCAGCAAAAAAGGCAAGAUAAUCACAAGGAAUUUGGAAAGAAUAUAUAUUCAUUAAUUUUAAAUGCGAAUGAUCAGAACAAAGAAAAUUUUGAGACCAUUUUCUUAACAUUUACACAGUGCUUCCAAGCCUAACCAAAAUUCAGUUGCUAUGCAUGUAUCUAAAGCCUAGGUAGUCAGGACACUGAAAUUGCAGGUAGGUAUAAGCACAAUUGACCUGAGUGAUACCAGCAAAAUGGUGAACUAUGAUACUCUAAGCUUUUGUUUCUCCACAGAAACCCUAGGGAGGGGGGAAAAAAGUAGCAACUGUAUGAAGCAACUUUGUUGGAGCUCUGGGAAACAGUCAGAGGUUUACAGCAAGCAAGACAGUGCUCAGUGAACAACACACAUCAUCAGAUUGGUAGGAAAGUUUUGUGACUUUUUACUCACCCUGCCCUGCCUUGCGCAGUGGUGGUUUUAUUCUUAAAAUGGCAGAAGCCUGGUUCCCAGCUCCUUCCCUCAAACCAGAGAAGGAAGAACAGACUUUAUUUGCAAAUUAUUGUUUGUCUUUUCUAAUCUGUCUGGGCUCAAAGGUGCUCAUCAUCAUUUUGCGUAACUUGGAAAUUGGGCAAGAAAAAGUGGGCACUGCUUGUAAAAACUGCAAGAUGACUACAGUAUCACAGGCGCCCGGAGCAAAAGUUUAUGGAUAGAGACAAAACAGGCUAAUAAGGCCCAAAGGAUAUGCUGCAGUGAGAUUUUUGAGAAAAUGGACAUUCAAAAGCAGCUGUACACAGGGGAAGAUAAAGAAUGCCACAUGCAUGCACAGGCAAAACUGCUCAGGAAAGAUUUAAGACCUGAAGCUUUCAUCUUCUGAUCCUAGGAUAGAAGGAAUCCUAGCUAAGUACUAUAGGAGUGCCCUUACACCCAGCUAAGCUGUAAAGACAAGAAGUGGCACUGAAAAUAAACAAUCUAAGGGAUUUGUAAGACACCAUCAAAUGGAACAAGAAAUGUGUUAUGGAAGUUCCAGAAGGAAAAGAGAAAGCUAUAUGAAGAUUAUUUGAAGAAGUACUGACAAAAAACUUGCCAGGUUUGAUGUAAGACGUGGAUGUUCACAUCAAGAAGCUCAACAAACUCUUAAGUAUGGUAAAGUCCAAAGAGACUCCAAGAUACAUUACCGACAGUCCUCAACUUGGGAGGAUUUGACUUGAAGUUUUCAACUUUACACUAGGACAUGGUGAUGUCCAUUUGGUAGAAAGCACAUUUCAAGUUUUGAAUUUUGAUCUUUUCCCAGGCUAGCAAUGUGCAAUAAAAUAUACACUUUUGGGAUUUCCCACUGUGGCUCGGCGGUAACGAACCUGACUCUGGUAACUAACUUGACAAGUAUCCAUGAGGAUGUGGGUUUGAUCCCUGCCCUCACUCAGUCUGGUAACGAACUUGACUAGUAUCCAUGAGGAUGUGGGUUUGAUCCCUGCCCUCACUCAGUAGGUUAAGAAUCUGGCAUUGCUGUGAGCUGUGAUGUAGGCUGCAGAUACAGCUCGGAUCUCAAGUUGUGUAGGCUGGCAGCUGCAGCUCCAAUUUGGCCACUAGCCUGAGACGUUCCAUACCUUCGUAUGCCACAGGUGCAGCUCUAAAAAGCAAAAAAACAAACAAAAAACAAAAAAAAGAGGGAGCUAACUUGUGAUGCAUGGCAGUAGUGGUGAGCUGCAGCUCCCAGUCAGCUGUGUGGUCAUGAGGAUAAACAUCUGAUACACUUAAACCCAUUCUAUCCCAUACUAUCAUUCUGUUUUUCAGUACAGUAUUCAGUGAAUUACAUGACUUUAAAAUAGGCUUUGAUAGUAAAUGAUUUUGCCCAAAUACAGGCUAAUAUAAUUGGAGCACAUUUCAGAUAGGAUAGGCUAAGCUAUGGUGUUCAGUAGGUCAGGUAUAUUAAAUGCAUUUUCAAUCUAUUUGAAUUUAUCAUGGGUUUAUUGAGAUGUAACCCUACUGUAAGUCAAGGAAGAUCUGUAUAAUUAAACUAGCCAAAGAGAAAGUAUCUUGAAAGCAGCAAGAAUAAAGAGACUCAUCACAUAAAAGAAUCUUCAUUAUGAUUAUCAGAUUUCUCAUCAGGUACCAUGGAGGCCAAAAAGCAGUGGUUUGAGAUAGCAAAGUACUAAAAUAAAAACUGUCACCUAAAACUUCUAUCUGGCAAAACUGUGAUUCAGGAAUGAGGGAGAAACAUAGCCAGACAAAAGUUGAAGGAGACCGAUAAAACUGUUAGGGAGUUCCCACUGUGGGUCUGCAGGUUACAAACCUGACUAGUGUCCAUGAGAAUUCAAACUCGAUCCCUGCCCUCGCUCAGUGGGUUAAGGAUGGGCGUUGUCAAGAGCUGCAGUGUAGGUCACAGAUGAGGUUGGGAUCCCAUGUGGCUGUGGCUGCGGCACAGGCCAGCAGCUGCAGCUCCAAGUUGACCACUAGCCUGGGAACUUCAUAUGUCACAGAUGCAGACCUAAGAAAACAAACAAAAAAAAUCAAAACACAAAGACACUAACACAGAAAAUGGAAGGCAAAAAGCUGUAAAGCAUAUGGAAAAGAAACAGCAAAAUGACAUAAGUCCCUCCUUCCUCAUCAACAAUUACUUUAAAUGUAAGUGGCUUCAACUUCAAUCAAAAGAUAAACAUUGGUGAAACUGAUUUUUUUUUUUUUUUGGUCUUUCUAGGGCCGCACCUGUGGCAUAUGGGGGUUACCAGGCUAGGGGUCGAAUUGGAGCUAUAGCUGCUGGCCUACACCACAGCCACAGCAACUCGGGAUCCAAGCUGUGUCUUGACCUACACCACAGCUCACAGCAAUGCCAGAUCCUUAACCCAGUGGGUGAGGCUAGGGAUUGAACCCACAACCUCAUAGUUCCUGGUGGGAUUCGUUUCUGCUGUGCCAUGAGGGGAAAUCCCCCUGAAAUUGAUUUUUAAUAAACAAUCAUAACAAUCUCCAAGAGACUGACUACAGUUCCAAAUAGGUUAAAAGUAAAAGGAUGAAUAAAUAUAUUGCAUGCAAAUAAUAAUUAAAAAGAGAGUAGUAUAUAAUAAUUGGACAAAUAGACAUAACUUCUUUGGAUAUAGAGAGACAGAAAAGGACAUUUUAUGUUAAAAGAUUUUAUAUAAGAAAGAGGUAACGGUUGGAAACAUACACAUCUAAUAACAGAUCCUCAAAAUAUAUUAAGCAAAACAUCACAUAUAAAACGUAUGGGAUGCAGAAGAAGCUGUACUAAGAGGGAAACUUCAAGCUUAAGUCCUUGCCUUCAAAAAACAAAAAACAAAAACCAAAAUCUAGACUUCCCCUGUGGCCCAUAGUAUACUACUUGUGAUUGUCUCUGCAAUGGCUCUGGGAACAUCCAUAUGCUGUAGGUCCAGCCACAGCUAUAAAAAAAAAAAGAAUCUGAAAACAUUCUAACUUUAACUAGAAAAAGAAUGGACUAAAUCCAAAGGUAGUAGGAGGAAGAUUAAAACUAAGAAAAAUACAGAAUAGAAAAUCAAUGGAAAACUUUGAACCCAAAGCUAGUUCUUUGAAAAUGUUAACAAAGUGGACAAACCUUUAGAUCAGUAAUAAAAGAAGACAAAAACAGAAAUAAAAGGGGCUUUACUAAAAAUUCCAUAGAAAUAAAGAGGACUAUGAGCAGUUGUACACAAGUUGGAUAACCUAGAUGAAAUGGAUGUAUUUCUAAAAAUACAAAAACAACCCUACCAAGACUGAUUCUUGAAGAAAUAAAAAAUCUACAUUGGAGUUCCCGUCGUGGCGCAGUGGUUAACGAAUCCGACUAGGAACCAUGAGGUUGAGGGUUCGGUCCCUGCCCUUGCUCAGUGGGUUAACGAUCCGGCGUUGCCGUGAGCUGUGGUGUAGGUUGCAGACGCAGCUCGGAUCCCGCGUUGCUGUGGCUCUGGCGUAGGCUGGCAGCUACAGCUCCGAUUCGACCCCUAGCCUGGGAACCUCCAUAUGCCGCGGGAGCAGCCCAAGAAAUAGCAAAAAGACAAAAAAAAAAAAAAAAAAAAUCUACAUAGACCUAUAUAGCUAGGAAGGAGACUGAAUCAGCAACCAAAAAGUCCACAAAACCCCUGCAACCUCUGGCUUUAUUUUAUUUUACCAAAUGUUUAAAGAAAAAAUAACAUGAGUUCUCAGACUUUUCAAAAAAAUAUUCAACAAGAGGAAACACUUCCUAAUCCACUGUAUAAGGCUGGUAUUACCCUGAUACCAAAGCCAGCCAAUGACUACAUGAGAAAAGAAAGCUUGGAGUUCCUGCUGUGGUAUAGCAGGUUAAGGAUCCAGCAUUGUCUCUGCAGCAGCUUGGGUCACUGCUGAGGUGUCAGUUCAAUCCCUGACCCAGUGCAGUGGGUAAAGGAUCCACUGUGGUCACAGCUGUAGCUUGAAUUCAAUCCCUGGCCCAGGAAUCUCCAUGUGUUGGAGGUGCGGGAAUAAAAAAGGAAGCUAAAGACCAAUAUCCCUGAUGAAUAUUGAUACAGAAAGUAUUAGCAAACUGAAUUCAAGAACACAUUAAAACUUUUAUACAUUUUGAACAAGUAGAUUUACUGUUGCAACGAAAAGAUGAUUCAACAGAUAAAAAUCAAUCAAUGUAAUAAUACAUUACAAUAGCAGAAUGAAGGAAAAUCCCACAUGGCUCACAUCAGUUGAUGCCGAAAAAGCAUUUGACAAAAUUCAGCCUUUUUGAUUAAAAUUUAAAAAACUCAACACAUUAGGAAUUGAGGGAAACUACCUCAAAAUAAUCAAGGCCACAUAUGAAAAUUUUACAGUGGGAGUUCCCGUUGUGGCUCAGCAGGUUACGAAGCUGACUAGUAUCCAUGAGGAUGUGGGUUCAAUCCCUGGUCUUGCUUAAUGAGCUAAGGAUCUAGUGUUGCCACAAGCUUCAGCGUAGGUCACAGAUGUGCCAUGGACCCAAUGUUGCCAUGGCUGUGGCAAAGGCUGGCAGCUGCAGCUCUGAUUCAACCCCUAGCCUGGGAACUUCCAUAUGCCUCAGGUGCAGUUCUAAAAAGGAAAAUAAAUAAAUAAAUAAAAUCUUAAAGCUAACAUCAUAAUCACUGGAGGAAUGAAAGCUUUUCCUCUUAACAUCAGGAACAACACAAGGAUGCAGCUUUGCUACUGCUAUUCAACAUGGCAUUCAAGGCAGAGCGAUUAGUCAAGAAAAAGACUGAAAUUGGAAAAGAAAAAGUAAAAUCAUUUCUGCAGAAUGCAUGCUAUCCUACACUAAUGCCCCCCACACACACAAAUUUUGUUUGAACUAAGGAACAAAUUCAGCAAAGGAUACAGAAGCAACAUAUAAAAUUGGUUGCCUUUCUAUAUACUAACAUGAACAAUCCAGGAAAGAAAUUAAAAUAAGUCCCUUUAUAAUAUCAUUAAAAACAAUAAUAUACAUAGGUAUUAAUGAAUAAAGCAAAAGAUUUGUACACUGAAAACUACAAACAUUGCUGAAUGAUGUUAAAGAUGACACCAAUAAACAUAUCUCAUGUUCAUGGACUGGAAAACAAUAUCUGUAUGAUGUCAAUACUACCCAAAGUGAUCUCCAGAUUCAAUGUAAUCCUCUUCAAAAUUUCAAUGACAUAUUUUAUAGAAAUAGAAAAAUACUUCAUAAAGUUCAGCAGAAUGUGAACUUUAACCAAAGCAAUCUUCAAAGUUGGAAGGUUCAUACUUCCUGAUUUCAAACUUUACUGCAAAGCUACAAUAAUCAAAACAGUGUGGUACUGAAUACAGACAGACAUAGAGAUCAGAGGCAUAGAAUAGAGAAUCCAGAAAUCCUCACAUAAAUGGUUAAAUGAUUUGGGGGAAGUAUGCUAAGGCCAUUUAAUGGGAAAAGGAUAGUGUUUGCAAUAAAUGGUGUUGGGAAAACUGGAUAUCCACAUGCAAAAUAAUGAAGUUGGUCUAUUCCCAAACACCAUAUACAAAAAUUAAUGGAUCGAAGGCAAAUGUAAGACUUAAAAACUCUACUCUUAGAAGAAAAUGGGGAAAUUUUCAGGACAUUGGAUUUGGCAGUGAUUUUUUUGGAUAUGACACAAAAUUCAAGGCAUCAAAAGAAAAAACAAACUGGACUUAAUCAAAAAUUACAACAUUUAUGUAUCAAAGGACGCUAUCAACAGAGUGAAAAAAGCAUACCACAGAAUGAGUGAAAAUAUUUGCACAUCACAUAUCUGAUGAGGGAUUAAUAUAUAUUAAAAACUCCUAAAAUGCAACAACAGGAACUAAAGACAACCCAAUUCAAAACUGGGCAAAGGACUUGAAUAUUAAAUAGGUAUCCAAAGAACAUACAGAUAGCCAAUAGGACAUGAAAAGAUGCUCAACAUUACUAGUCAUUAGGGAAAUGCACAUCAAAAUCAAGAUGUAAUACCAUUUCAUAUCUAUUAGGGUAGCUAUUACUAUAAAAAGAAAGUGUUGACAAGGAUGUGAAGAAAUUGAAACUUGUGUACUCCUGCUGGGAAUAUAAAGUGGCGUAGCUGCUAUAUAAAACAGUAUGGCAAUUCCUCAAAAAAUUAAAUACAGAAUUAGCAUUUGAUCCAGCAGUUCCACUUGUGGGUAUUUAUACAAAAGAAAAGAAAACAGGAACUUGAACAGAUAUUUGCACAUCUGUGAUUAUAGGAGCAUUAUUUACAACAGCCAAAAGGUGAAAUGACUCAUGUUUAGUGAAAGAUGGAUAGGCAAAAUAUGGUAGAUAUGUACAAUGGAAUAUUAUUCAGUCAUAAAAAGGAAUGAAAUUUAGGUACAUAAAAUACUGCCAGUGAACCCUGAAGACAUAAGUGAAAUAAGCCAGGUACAAAAGGUCAAAUAUAUGAUUCUACUUAUAUUCAGAAUAUUCAUAUACUUAGAGAUAAAGCUGAUGUUGGCUAUUGGCAUCUGAGGGAAGGAGGGAAUGGGGAGUUGUUUAAUGGGUACAGUGUUCAGCAGGGGAUGAUGGGGAAGUUAUGGAGAUGGAUAGUGGUAAUGGUUCUACCAAUGUGAACAUACUUAAUGCCACUGAAUGGUAUACUUAAAAAUGGUAAAAAUGUAAAUCCUGUGUGUUUUUACACAAUAAAACUUUUAAACCACCACCAAAAAAAAUGGCCUAGCAAUUUUUACAAAAGGGCUAUCAAGCCACAAGACACAGAGGAAGUUUAAUUUGUAUAUGGCUAAGUGAAAGAGGCCAAUAUGAAAAGGUUACAUACUGUAUGAUUCCAGCUAUAUGACAUUUGAGAAAAAGCAAAACUAUAAAGAGUAAAGGGAUCAGUGGCUGACACCGUGGGAUUGGGAAGGGUGAGUAGAUGGAGCGUAGGAGAUUUUUAGGGUAGUGAAAUCAAUCAGUGAUAUUGUAGUGGUGGACUCCUGAAAUUAUGCAUUUGUCAAAGUCUAUCAAACUGUAACAAAGAGAAGAGCCUUAAUGUAAACUAUGGACUUCUGUUAAUGUAUCAAUACUGUUUCAUUUAUGUAAACAAAUGUAGUGCACUAGUGCAUUUUACAUAGAUGUUUCACAACAGGGGAAGCUGUGUGGGAGAGGGUAGUAUAUGGGAAUUCUCUGUACUAGCUUCUCAACCUUUCUAUAUAUCUCAAACUUGUCCAAAAAUAAAGUCCGCUUAAAAAAUUC
Molecule: messenger RNA, 12241 nt
Organism: Sus scrofa (pig)
Lineage: Eukaryota; Metazoa; Chordata; Mammalia; Artiodactyla; Suidae
Source: RefSeq, a predicted model, not a curated record